Messenger RNA from Cyprinodon tularosa, 4485 nucleotides. RefSeq names its product phosphatidate phosphatase LPIN2-like. The record is from RefSeq and is a predicted model, not a curated record. The transcript is spliced from 20 exons. Gene Ontology annotation, cellular component: nucleus; endoplasmic reticulum membrane; cytosol. Bases 110 to 2977 code for a protein of 955 amino acids. Gene Ontology annotation, biological process: fatty acid catabolic process; positive regulation of transcription by RNA polymerase II; cellular response to insulin stimulus. Lineage: Eukaryota; Metazoa; Chordata; Actinopteri; Cyprinodontiformes; Cyprinodontidae. Gene Ontology annotation, molecular function: phosphatidate phosphatase activity; transcription coactivator activity.
GUAGAAGGGUCUUAGAAGCUGUUGCACAUGGCACUGAGAAAAGGAGUCCACCAGAAGAAAAGAUUGUAUUAGAAAGGGCUCGGCUGCAGAUUUCAUAAAUGCCUCAUAUAUGGAGGUCUCAGAGACUACACCUGGAGAACAGCAGGAGGACCUUAAGACCACGUGGACUCUGGUAGACACCAUGAACUAUGUGGGGAAGCUGGCGGGCCAGGUACUGGUGACUGUGAAGGAGCUGUAUAAAGGAAUCAAUCAGGCCACCCUGUCGGGCUGCAUCGACGUGAUUGUGGUCCGUCAGCCUGACGGGACAUUCCAGUGCUCUCCUUUUCAUGUCCGCUUCGGGAAACUUGGUGUUCUGCGCUCCAGGGAGAAAGUGAUUGACAUCCAGAUCAACGGAGAACCUGUGGAGCUGCACAUGAAGCUUGGAGACAAUGGAGAGGCCUUUUUUGUGCAAGAAUCAGAGCAGAACAGUGAAAUCAUUCCCGCCCACUUGGUGACAUCACCCAUUCCCACGGAAGAGGUUCUGAUCAGGAACAGAGAAGCCAGAUGUGCAGCAUCAGCAGAGACCUGUCAGCCCCUUGUCCUAGAGCCGGACUCAACAAACCAUCAACUUUGCUCAAGCUCAUCUGGAAGGAAGAAGAGGCGUCGACGAAGGAGGCACAAAACUGAGCCACGCAAGGAGGAGCAGACAUGUGCAGGAGCAGAGCAGGAGGUGUGUGAGUGCAGUUCAGAUGAGGAGCAGCAUGCAAACAGCGGAAGAGCAUCAUCCCUGUCGGGGAUGAAGGAUAACAUGGAGCAGAGGCAGCACUCUCCUCUCACCGCCUUGGAAUGGGACAGCUACCCUUUUUCUGAUGGAGACUGGUCUCCCUGCCCCUUUAAUUUGUGUGAGCCAGCGUCGCCCAAAAGUGACUCUGAGUUGAUGGUGAAGCCGACAGAGAGCAUGUUCAGGUCUGAGUCCCACAUGCAGUGGAGCUGGGGGGAGCUUCCUGAAUCAACAAGGGUCAACAAAAAGCCUGAGACAAAAACGCUGUGCAUCACCCCAUCAGAGAGCACACAUUUCAGGGUCAUUCUGAGCUCUGAGGACUUGGAAGAAGAGCCAAUCAUAAAGCAGAGCUCACCAGAGCCUGCUUGUAAUAUUGUGAAGCCAGAACCUCGGAUGGUUAAACCUCAUCAGUGCAGCUGCAGCCCUCAGCCUCCUGAAUCAAACAGUGCAAACACCACUGGACCAAAGCACGACUUUUCAGUUUUGAAGUCGAGUAGCUUUUCCUCUGACACAACUCCAACAAUUUCAGACUCAAGCUCAAAAAAUGAGCGAAAGCCAAAGUGGACAUCUUCACCUCCAAAUCGCAGGAACAGCAUUUCUGCUCCUGGUACAAGAAGCAAAGAAGCUGGAGAUCUUUUGACUGGUGGUCCUGAUACUAAAGCCUCAUCUAAGACCACAGACUCACCUGUGAAAAGAAAAGUUGUGAGGAAGAGGAGCCAACACCAAGGGCCUGAAGAUAUAUACCUAGAAGACCUGAGCGCUCUUGAGCCUGAUGUUGCUGCUCGGUACUUCCCAAAAAGUGAGUGUGAGCAAGUAUCAAAGAACUGGGUGGAGACGGGACGGAGCUCUGGAUCCCAGUCGCCCCAGUCAGUGGGGAGUGCAGCAGCAGACAGUGGCACAGAGUGUCUGUCCGACUCUCCAAGUGACCUGCCUGAUGUGACGCUAUCGCUGUGUGGAGGCGUGGGCGAGAACUCAGAGAUCCCAAAAGAAAAAUUCAUGGAGCACAUGAUCACCUACAAUGACUUUGCAGAGAAUCCAGCAAUUAUCGACAAUCCAAACUUGGUGGUUAGAAUUGGAAACAGAUAUUACAACUGGACUCUAGUGGCACCUUUGAUUCUCAGCAUGCAAGCUUUCCAGAAAAACCUGCCGAAGAAUACAGAAGAGGCCUGGGUGAAGGAGAAAAUGCCCAAGAAGUCUGGACGCUGGUGGUUCUGGAGGAAGAGCAGCACAAAGCAGUUAUCAACUGAGAGCAAAUUGGAGAGACAGGAGUCAGUGAGCAGAGAGAGUCCUGCACUCCGGGCCCCAGAAACACAGCAGAAGGCUCCAGAGUGGUCCAGUGAUGAGGAGACCAAAGAGCUGAAUGGUGCAGAGCCAGGUCUUAAACCUACUGAACGCCUGCGAGCAGAAGGCACGGCUCCAUGUCACUCCUACAGGAAAUCCCUCCGCCUGUCGUCUGAUCAGAUCGCUAGCCUGAAGCUGAGAGAUGGACCAAAUGACGUCACAUUCAGCAUAACCACUCAGUAUCAGGGAACGUGUCGCUGCGAGGGCACCAUCUACCUGUGGAACUGGGAUGACAAGGUCAUCAUCUCUGACAUAGAUGGCACCAUCACCAAAUCUGAUGUUUUUGGUCAGAUUCUCCCCCAACUUGGCAAAGACUGGACUCAUCGUGGAAUCGCCAAACUUUAUAAUUCAGUGCAUGAGAACGGCUACAAGUUCCUGUACUGCUCGGCGCGAGCCAUCGGCAUGGCCGACAUGACCCGGGGGUACUUGCACUGGGUGAACGACAGCGGCACUCUCCUUCCUCAGGGACCUCUCAUGCUCUCACCCAGCAGCCUGUUCUCUGCCUUCCACAGAGAGGUAAUUGAGAAAAAACCUGAGAAGUUCAAGAUCGAAUGCCUAACAGACAUCAAGAACCUCUUCCACCUUAACAGUCAACCUUUCUAUGCUGCCUUUGGAAACAGGGAAAAUGACGUGUUUGCCUACAAACAAGUGGGUGUGCCUGCAUGUCGGAUAUUCACAGUGAAUCCUAAGGGGGAGUUGAUUCUUGAGCAAUCCAAAGGCAAUAAAACCUCUUACAGCAGGCUGAGUGAGCUGGUGGAGCAUGUUUUCCCAUUGCGAAGCACUCAGCACUGCGCCACCUUCAGCUGUCCGGACUUCAGCUCCUUCUGUUACUGGAGGCAGCCGAUCGCAGAGGUGUGCUUCGAGGAGCUGCUGUAAAUUCAAGAAUGCACUGAUUUAAUUCCUUAACUUACAGGCUGCUAACAUAGCAUCUUGAACUUUUUUUCUGAUGUAGCUGAUAUAUCAGGGAUAUAUUUUUAUAUUCCUAAAUCUCGAAUUAUGCAGUAGGGUCAGUAGUUUGCAGUAUUUAAUGCUUAAACCACACAUAAUAUGUUUGCACACAGAUUGCACAGAAAUAACUUUAAAUUAAACAUUCUUUAGGAGAAAACCAUGGAGUUAGAUGCCACAUAGAUGGAGGUUCAUGCAACACCGGUGAAUAUUUAUUCUUUGACAUUUGAACAUAGGUAGAAAUCAGAAAUCUCUAUGUAAAACUCAAUUUUACAUAUUCUUCAGCUGAUUGAGUCCAACUAAACCAACCAAUCAGAAUGAAGCAUGUUAUGUUACAUUUAGAGUCUUCAGGAAAUUACAGCUUUUCUGUGUCAUACACCUAGAGAGGAAUUUCUAAAUAUAGAUCAAAUAUGAAGCAAUAGAAGUUGGCUUUACUUUAAAAAAAAACCACUAUAUGCAAAUUUUUUGUCAAAACUGCAUACUGUACAUUUAAAGCCUAAUUUUCUCGGGCUACCGAUUCAUUUUAGCCAAAUUUUGAGUAUAAAUUCAAAGUCUAAAGCUAAUUCAUUCAAGAUGUUUCUACUUUGGACAGAUGGACGGUUGGAGUUUUUACAGCAAUCAGUAUUUAACACGUUAAAAUGAGCUGAUUUUCCUUAGAAUCAUAUUGUUUCUCUGCACCUUGCUUGCUGCACUGAAAUAUUCAGACUAACAAACUUUUUGAGAAGAAUAUGUUCCACUUAAUUUUUUUUCCUGCACUGUUUCUUUAUGCAAAUAAUAAUAACAAAGCAACAUAUGACAGUUAGCCUGACAGUUAAACCCAUAAUCAGGAAUGUCAUACUGUUGUACUUCUAAUUGCACCCCAACAUCUGAUUCAUGAGCUCGAUUAGAGAUCAUUUUGGUGUAAAGACUGUGCUUUGGUCUUGUAAAUUAAAAAUGCUUAUGAGCUUUUCACACAGAUUUCUAUUAUUAAUCUGUGAUCAGAUGUUUACAAAGUUAAAAAAAAAGGUAAUACUUUUCUGUUGUUGCACUUUUCUGUUUCCAAGAAAAAAUAUUUGGUGCCAAAUUGUGCACAUAAACAUUUACUAAAAUGACUUUAUGAUACAGCUAAGCUAUCUAAGUGCGACGGAGUAUUAGGGGGUGGCUAGAGAUUUUUAUUUUCUUUUUAUUUCGAGAAUAAAUUUGUAAUAUUACGAGAAUGAACUCAUCAUACCACAACCCGUUUCAGUAAAAAAGGUUCAAGCUCCGACCAGUAUAUGACGGCCGACCAGAUCCACCAAACAACAACCUCAGUUCACUUUGACAUACUGCCCAAUAUGAUUUAUUCUCAUAAUAGUUGGACUUUAUUCUCAUAAUAUUAUGAUUUUAUUCACGUUAUUUUGCGACUUUAUUCUUGUUAUUUUACAACUUUAUUGUUGAAAUGUUACGACUUUAUUCUCAUA